Molecule: messenger RNA, 2755 nt
Organism: Pararge aegeria (speckled wood butterfly)
Lineage: Eukaryota; Metazoa; Arthropoda; Insecta; Lepidoptera; Nymphalidae
Exons: 17
Coding region: 113-2692 (859 amino acids)
Source: RefSeq, a predicted model, not a curated record
GUGCACCCACGCUUUAGUUUAAUAUUGGCACUGUAUAUAAUUUAUUGUAAUAUAAGUAGGUAUUCAAUUCUUUUUGUAGUUUUAUUUGUUUUUUUUAUAAAUAAAUUUCAAAAUGGAGGUUAUUGAAGAUGGGAAUAUUAUGGACAGGAUCCCAAUUCUGUUGCAGAGAGAUUUGGAAUAUUAUCAGAACAACCAAACUGUGCUUUCGGAAAAUGUUUGCUGUGGUGUUGUUGGCGGGAGGCUUGAUUUCCCGAGGAGUGCAUCAUUUGCAGCAGUAAAAAUAGUGCUGUGGUUGGAAGAAGAAUUCUCUAUAGCAUUUAAACAAGGUUCCGGAAUGUUUGUCAGCAUUGGAGAGGACAAAGUAGAUGGUGUUGCAAAAACUUCAGACCCUGAUAAGUUUGCUCAGUUGGCUACCAAAUCUAGCGACUCUUUACUAGAACAUCUUCAUGUACUGGCGCAAGAAGCGCUGGAUCACGCAGACUUGCCAGUGCUAACUGCAACCUUGGGAGCCGCUGCGUUACUAAAGAAUAGUUUAUAUUGCUACGUACAGCAUGUUGAGGACGCUGGCAACACUGAUAGACAUUCUUUAUUACUGGCAUGCUACAAACGCUACGCGACCAUGUCCGAAGCAGUAGGUGAGAGAGUGCUUGACCUACACAAUCGAGUGCUGUCUCUCUACAUCCUACAAGAUUCCGGCGGACGCCCAAUAGACGACCUGUCCAAUAACGUUCCCGAAGCUGGCACACCGUCUGUGCAGGGAUGGUGGCUAUAUAUGAAUGGUAGCAAGAAGGAUUUAUGGGAUACAGUACCACCGAGAAUGGCGCAAAGAAUCUUUGCUGGAAUGUUAAAUGAAACACUUACAAUACUGACUGUUAGGUAUUGUCAGACGAAUACAACGGAAUCAACAACGCCGCUCCUAAUAAACGAUAUAUUGAAUAUUCUGCUAUGUGUGGGCCAGUUAUUACCAGCGACAUGCAACAACGGGUCGGAUCUAGCCGGGUUAGAGGAGGCCAAGCAAUCCAGGGACGUAAGAGAUGUUCACGCGAAAUGCAACGAACUGUUCAAAUGUAUGGUGUACAGAGGGUCCGCAUUGCACUUCUUGCAUCAGGCAUUUACAGAACAAGAAGAUACCAAAUUCUCAAAAGACACCCCUUACCCAUGGUUUACGUUUAUAAAUCCGAACCUCUUCGAUUGUGGCGAUCACAAAAAUGCGAAGACCACUCAGGAGCUGUCGACGAAAACGGCUUUAUGUUUGGAAUUGAUGGUUCUACUUGCUCAACCGCAGCCUUCCUGGUCUUUGGUUGUUAAAGUUCUAAUGAUGCGGAAUUGCCACUUAUUGCGAAUGCUCCUGAUUAACGCCAUCAGCAAUAUGUCAAAGGACAACUCCCGCUGGCCAGCGGACGGUUUAUGGUACAACGUUGAGGGAUGUAAGCAGAAAUGCGAAGGAUUUUUGUGCACGGCUGACGGAUUUUGCAGGUUCAAAGGGGAUUGUAAUGCGGGAGAAGAGUACGCUCGUGCGGUCGGAGCCCUAACGUACAUAUUGGCUACAAUAGGGAGCAAAUCAGACGUGAAAUCGACGCUCUGCUACGCCUUGGAAGUAUCCGGGAGAGAUUGGGCUUCCUGUCUUGAUAAGCGACAGGUGUGGUGCGACCGUCGACCGCCAUGGUUAGCCGGGCUACUGGCAGUGGCAGGCACAUUACUGCAAUAUAUACCCUCGGUACUCGUCCAUGCUGUACAAACUGGGGCAUCUAUGUAUCAGACGAUGUCUCUAUGCCUCACCUGUAUAUCCCGCACCCUGGAUUGCAUACCACGUUGUUUCAUCAACGCCUGUUCUACUCUGGAGAACACCCUGCCUUCCAACAUCAACCCGGUGGGCGGGUCCAUCCUGUUGCAAAUGUUGAUAACCGUCGCAUACGAGGAGUUGCAAAAAUGGGCCCAGAAAGAAGUGGUUAAAGAGAAAAGUGUGUCGAAUGGUGAAGCUCAUGAUAUGAACAUCAAACACCGUCAGAGACCGAAGCAAGUUAGGAUUUCAUCAAUGAAUCGCACAACAACAUCAUCAUCGGCGUCUUUCGACGGUAGCCACAGUGCGCCAUCUUCCAUUGCUCUGGCGAUCGCCGAAGCACUUUGUUCCAUCGAUGAAGACCAUAAACACACGUCGGAAAUAGAAGAUCUAGUCAUUCAGACCAAGAAAACUUAUUCAGUCUCCGAUAAUUUUGGUUUAGAGGACUUUCCUGAGUUUGCAGAAUUUUUUGAGGAGGGAAAUGUCCCGGCAUCGGACGCCGAGCGAGCAAGUGACGCUGCAGCCUUAACCACUCAAAUACUUAUGACUUCUGCGGGCAGAGAUAGUUUAAGAGUAAUCUACGACCACCUACAGCUUCACUGUGAAAUGAUCUACAAGGAUUUGGGAGUCCAAAGUCAACAGGUCGCCGAGAUAUCACUUAACAAAGCGCCGCUUUUGUACAUCAUGUUUCAUAUCGGGAAGAGGCCGUUCGAUCAGUUCUUGCGAGGCGAGUGGACAAUGCCGUGGAGCAGACUAGUAUCGCUGGCGAAGACCUGGUCCGGUGUAGAGGGCGCUAAGGUGCAUGUGAACAGACGCACAGACAUACGCAAUGUCAAGAGUCAGAGCAAGAACAAUAAACAGCUUUUGGAAUUGUAUAACAUAUUCAAAUCGACUACUGAAGGACUUUUGUAGAUUAGAUAUUACUGAACUGCUUUAAAAUUAUUUAUCAGAUAAAAAUAAAAUACUGGCAUUUGA